CUCGUCCUUUCUCGUCGUCCGGACCCUCUGUCGUAAUCCCCUCCCUAGUCCAUAUCGUCUGCCAUGCGUGCCACCGCUUUCCUUGCCACCGCGCUUGCCGCCUCGGUCGCCAACGCUGAGACCUUCCAGAUCUUGAUUGGUGCUAAUACGACUGCCAAUGCGAGCCAGAUCUUCACGCCUCAACAGCUCCAGGCACAUGCUGGCGACACUGUCAUUUUCAACUUUACUAACGGCACCUACGACCUCAUUCAGUCCAGCUUCGCCCAACCAUGUGUGCCCCUGAAUCAACAGAACAACUCGCUCAACGGCUUUGACACGGGUGUGCGCCCUGCGGACAACGGCACCUCGAUAACGACGUUCCCGGUUAAUAUCGUGGACAAUGUAACAACCAUCUGGUUCUACGAGAACUCGACCUGCGGGCAAGGUGGUGUCGGCGGCAUCAACAUCAACGAAAGCUCGACUGAGACUCUUGCCGGCUUUGUUCGCAACGCUAUCCGCCUGAACGGCACCAACGCGACCGAGUCGUCAACCUCCUCCCUGCCGCUCUCUACCGGAUUUUCCGGCGGCAGCAGCAGCGGCAGUAGUGGCACCGGAUCGUCGUCGUCGCCGAGUGCGAGCCAAACCGGCAGUAACAGUGCUCAGCACAACACACUCGCAGGCGUUGCUCUUGCGCUGCCUCUGGCUGUUGCCGCUCUGUUCCUUUAAGCGACACCUCUCUCUACCUUGGUAGAUGGUCGAGCAGAGUCUCAGACGAGUUAAAAUAGCUUGAGUUGUGGGCUUGUGGACCCAGGAAACUUCCAUUCAGCCCACUGUCUUUGCUCUUUUAUUGGCGGCGCGCUUGUAUGGCAUUCAUUGCUCUCACGUACAUUCUAGCACGGGCUCUAUACACUCCCUUACGUUCUGUACACCACCCGAACCCUGUAUACCCUCCCACUAUCACUCUCCGUGCUUUAUGAUGUUGUUUGUUCCCCUACAUACAUGUAUCUGCCCUCUGGCAUUUGCCUUCGUGCCUCCACGCAGGCCCAUGCUUGUAACCCCUUGUCGCCCGCCGCGUCUGAUCUUGGCUCUGGAUCGUUGUGCCGUAUAGACAUUGACGUGCUGGACCUAGUUUACUCGCUCUUUUACAUAAGGCUAGCCUCUGAUGUUAGAUGCGUCUGUGAUAUAUACCCUUCU
Phanerochaete carnosa HHB-10118-sp is the source of this 1173-nucleotide messenger RNA. RefSeq lists its product as uncharacterized. The coding region runs from base 64 to 705 and encodes 213 amino acids. Lineage: Eukaryota; Fungi; Basidiomycota; Agaricomycetes; Polyporales; Phanerochaetaceae. The record is from RefSeq and is a predicted model, not a curated record. The transcript is spliced from 4 exons.